Molecule: messenger RNA, 3695 nt
Organism: Aricia agestis (brown argus)
Lineage: Eukaryota; Metazoa; Arthropoda; Insecta; Lepidoptera; Lycaenidae
Exons: 2
Coding region: 55-3534 (1159 amino acids)
Source: RefSeq, a predicted model, not a curated record
GUAUGAAUACAUUGUUUAGAGAUGCAUACUUAACAAUGCUAAACUUGUUCUGAGAUGACCACCCCAAUACUGCUGGAAGGCUCGAACCUGGGCGAGAGGCACAAAUAUUACAAUCAACUGGUAACAACGACAUUGAAGCAAAAUGUUACUCACACAGAAAUAUUACAAGCACCUGAAGAAUCGCCAAUAGACAGACUAUUCAAGAUCGACGUAGCUUCCGAACGGAGGGAUGUGGAGUACAUACUGCAGAAUCUGAAGGAUGAUGACAUGCUAUACGUGAGCCGGGCACUGAAGUCAUUAUGGCUGUUGGAGCCCCGAUACUGUGACGUCAUCAACCCUCGCUAUCUGGAGGAUGAGGUCUUUCCGCACAUGAUCCAGCCAGCCGUCAACAAGAUGAGGCACUGGCUGCACAAGAAUCUCACAGACAGCACUAGAUGUCAGCAGUUCUAUGAAUACUACAAGGAUCGCGAUAUCGCUAUCAAGUUCCUCUGGCACUGUCCUGCCGAUUACAUACUGGCUGAAAUAAAAAAUGUCGUCCAUAUAUUGAGUCCGCAAGACUUCAAGGUACUCUGCGAGAGCUGCCCGCAGGCUGCCCGAGUAUAUUAUGAAGGUCUCCAAGCGAAUAACGAUGCCCUUUUGCGCUAUAUAAAAAGCGAGGAGACUUAUUUUAAAAGCAUACAAUGUGUCCUAAAGACGGACUCUUGCUUGUAUUUAGACAUCGUUGAAAAAUACUUCAAUAUGCAAAAAUUUGGUAAGCUCAGUCCAGAAGCAACUAGAUACAUAAUAAAGAACUUCAAGGACAGAUUCGACGCUAAACCAGAGCUGUAUACGGUUUACUUUCUUCGUACGAAAACGUUGGCGAGAUUGUUAACUAGCGAAGAGGCCAAAACUCUUAUUUUAAAAUUAGCUCAAGCUGAAUAUCUAGAAAACUGGUUUACCUAUAAGAAUAUAGAACCGCUUAUAUUAAAAGUUAAUGCUAACGAACGAGCAGCAUUUAAAAAACAGAUAUUUGUCGAUAAGAAUGUUGGAGAUAAGAUAAAAGAGUGGAAAUAUCCGAUACCUAUUAAAAUAGAACCAGAAAUAAUCAGAGACCGAAAUAUUUUCAAGGAUGCUGAAGCUAAACCUAUUUGCUUCGAGCGACAAAUGCGCUUUAAAAGAAUGCUCAAAAAAAGGAAAUAUGGCAAGUGGGAUUCGAUUGUUACACAAAAAUCACCAUUAGAUCUACUAUUCGACAAAUAUCGCUUUAAAAAUUUCAACAGUGCGUUCCAUGAACUCACACAAAAGUUACCGAGUGAAGGAACGAUUGAGGGUAGAAUGAACAUAUUCCUGGUGCUCGUGAGUAAAAGUGGCGGAGUUCCGGAGCAAGUGGACAAGUUGCUGACGCUGUUGGUGACGAAGCACAUGAACGAGCCCAGCAACCUGCGAGCGGCAGUCGUCAGAUCCCUUGUGAAGCGAGCCGCCGCGUGGCGACUACCCGACCCCACCUGGGACAUGAUGAUCAACUUUGGUCAUCAUUUGGGACUGGAUGGAGGGAUAGCCGAGUUAGAAUGUAUCGAGGGUAUACAUGCAGUGGUAUUGCGACAUUUAAUUAAUGAUAUACCAUUAACGGAUGCGAUAAUAACGGCGUUUCUUAAAGACUCCUCCACCCUGAGAGAUUACAAGUUGAAUUUCAAAGAGAGAGCAGUCGUAGGUCCUAGACUUGCGAAGAUUUUUCUGGAUAGCGAACCGAAUAUGUUUUUGGAUACGCUAGAUGAAUACAAACUCGAGAUUAAGGAUAUCCUUGAUGCUGAAACCACUCUGGUUGAAAAGGCACGGACUGAUGCUGGUUUUUUACGACAAUUAUUUGACCGUAAAAUAGGAAGACGACUUCUUCUGAAGGAAACAUUUCAAUUAAUCGACAACGACGCAUCAUACAUUAAUGUUUUGAAACAUGACGCGUCUGUGCUUGAGAAUGGCGUAAAAUUUGCAUCAUUACUAAAGGAGAAGCGUCCUCAUCAUGACCGAUUUUUACGGGCUCUUGCUCUUUAUUUUAAUGAGCCUAAUGGUCUGGCUGAGCUACAUAAAACUUUAUUACUCGACGAAAUGAAGUCCAACCCCCAAUCUUGGAUUGCGCGUGCGAUCAACAUUCUCUCAACAAAUCUUUUUUUAAAUCUCAAAGUUGUAGACGAUAUAGACAAUAAAGCAGAUAAAAAACGACUAGGCGCGGCGUUUAGAGCAACUGCGCACAAAAUUAGACCAACAUUGAAUAUUGAUAGUGUUGAUUGGCAAACAUUAGGUGCUAAAGCUGUUGCCAAUAAAGUUUUUAUUUGCAGAGCGAAGGAUCAGAAAUCCUAUGUAAAUUUACUCUUGCAAUGGAGACGCACUGUAAGGAUUGCUACGCGUUUGGGUCUAAGUUCGAAAUCUUCUAAAGAAAUCUUUGUAGCUGCUAGCAAAUUGCGCCCAGCGGCUGUUUUAAAAAUGGCAGCUAAAACCUAUCUCAGACAACAAACCAUCGAUCCCCAAGUCUGGGAAGUAAUAAAAAAGCUGAUCAAGGAAUUAGUAACAGAUAAAAGGAGCAAAUACCUUUUAAAUUCAUUGAAGAAGAACAAAAAUAUCCCGGACGAUAUUAAAGCUGAAUACUGGGUAUUGCUUUAUGAAGUUUUUUCAAAAAUUAAUAAAGAAGAUGCAACGAAUAUUCUUUGUAAAGUUGAAAAUGUGUUGCCACUAGUAGAAGACCAUAUUUUAAUACGUAGUAUAAUCGACAAGUAUUUAAAUAAAGAAUUUGUUUUUGAGAACAUUGUUGCACACGAAUACGAAAAAACAGAAAUUCAUGGCCUAAAUUUGCGUAUUAUGGUAAAAUACUUGAUGAUGUGCACAUCUGAAAUUGAACAAAAAGAGAGACUUGAUAAUGUAUGUGAUGCAUUCUUCAAUAAAGCAGCUACUUUAAAUGAAACUCUAGGGGAGGAAGCCAAAAAAAAGUUAUACGGACUCCUUUAUAGAGUAAUAAGAGCAUUAAAAUAUAACAAGGCAUAUUUGGGUAACUACGCAUGCAGUUUGCCAGUAUUUCAGAGAAUAAUGGAAAACAUGAAAAAAAUACUCCCAAUGGAGCAAUAUUUGGCUCUAUACAUAGAAAUACGUAUUAUUAUGCUGUACUAUAAUUCAGUGAAAGAAUCAAUGAAAGAAAAUCCAAGUAUCUUCGAAAAAUUAGACAAGAAUAUAGAAGAUGCUAUUGAAUCGGUCGGCGUAAAGCUUGGAGAAAGAAUAGACAGUGAUAUAAAACAAUUGACCGUUGAAUACUUUUUUUCUAUCGUCGAUAUAUACAAGCAUGUACUUGUAUUAUUUUUACAUCACUUUGAAUAUGAUGAAGGACAUAAUCCCAUAGCCCUGCCAAUGAUUAAAGGUAUGUUUUGCAAAAAACGUACUGAAUCUUUGGUCCUAGUCGAGCACAUAUUCUCCAGAGGGGAAUGUCCUAUUGAUCAUAGGGACAAAACUUUAGACACCCUAAAAUCGUUUAAUAAUACGAUCAUUAAUAUGUUGAUAUAUGCUCAUUCGUAAAUUAUAUUGCUAGUCAUGUUAUUUUGAGUAAAGCUAAAUGCUUGGCAAAAAAGACUAUGGCAGUGACAGUGGAACUAAAGUUUUUAUUUAUUGGCAACAUGACAGUACUUGUAGUGUUGCCAUAUUUUUUUGUGUCAAAAAUGUAGCGUAUAAAAUUUAAA